AUGAGUUCGUCCAGCGGCCGCCGGCCAGGCCACAGCUCUCGAGGACAUCGGCCACCCAAGAAGCCAAAGAUGAGCGAUGAAGAAUGGAAGAAGUCCCUUGCUACCUUUAAAGACGUAGUGGACAAUGUGGCAUCCGACGACCGUUCCAUACAGCAGGCUUGGGAGACCUUGCUCCACGACUAUAGGAACAAAUUCAACGCGAAGGUCUCCGCCCACUCAGCGCAACACAUUGAAGAGCCUUUUGGACUUUGGGCUGCAGACAACCUGAGAGAAAGCGCAAUCGAGCGAGUUCUCUGUCUGGUGUUCCGCAAAGAGCUGGCCCAGUGCAACCACAUCACUCUUCUCAGGAGCACAGCUACGAAAGCAAACACGACAGUGUGGAAUAUGCUCCUCUUCUUUGGCGCGUCCAUGUUCUCCGAGUCACUCCUUGGAAAGGUCAGGAAACGACUUCGCGUGUUUAACAGAGACCCAGUCACCGGAACCUCGAACUUCAAGCCUGCAUACAUGAGGGUCUUACGGGCUCAUGCCAGACGAACCAAGAUUUCGCUGGACACUACAUCAAUCGCCACUCUGAACGCAAUCCGGGUAUUCACCAGUCCUGAUUUGACCGCUAUGGCCUCGGCAAACCCUGAGUUCGACCUACCUCCGCGAAAGACGGGCUGCGAAACUGGCAGCUUGCAGGUCAAGGGCCAAGACGCCAGCCACGUUGACACCGACCAAAAUAGAAGCGUUCGAAAACAAGGAGUCACCCAGGCGAAGAAAAAGAAACCAGGAGGCACUGCCAGUACCCAGGAAAUCGGGAAUGGCGUGUCCGAAGAUAUUGCGCCUGCAGGCGGCGAGACUAUUAAGCCAUCGAUCGAGUUUAAUAUACCUGAUAGUCAACCCAACCUUGCUGGGCCACGGGAUACAGGAACAGGACCGAAAUCCCUUCGUUCUGAAUCUGAAGGACAGCAAAACUUCCUUCCCUCGGUCUCUUCGACGACCAGUUCGGACCCACCCAGAGACAUUGGCAGCCGUCGAAACCCGCCACGUAAGGGUAGGCCGGGAAAAAUCGACUUUGGGAUCGUUGCCACUGAAAUCGGAGAGGCUUCAGUCGACGAUGAUGAGAAUAAUGUGAGCCUUGUGGUCAAAGCCACACCUUCUUCGAAGUCGGGGGCCACUGGAUCCAACGGCGAGCUGCGACAGGCCAGAGCAGGGUCCACCGUCUACUGUGCUUCGCCCAUGAGCCAAGCCAGAUCGAAGCGACCUUUGCAGAUACAGGAAAAUGAGCAGACUGUCACCUCCGAAGAAGGAAGAAAGCGCCCGAAAACUACACAUACAAGGAGUUCUCUUUUGGGUAGCGGAUGGGAGUGGGAUGAUGAGACAGUGCUCGCCAUCCUCCACCAACUAGAAUCCACCGGCCACCCAGACUAUGUUGUGGUUGAUGGCUUGAGUCACAAAGAUGCUAGCACACGAAAGCAACUUACCGGAGAAGCCGGGAGGAGAGGCUCUCUACUUGUCCCGCUGAAACUUGAUGCCGGACAGCGGUUACUGGUGGUUGUAGAGCUCAACACUCGAGGAAAGCUAGGCACGGGCGUUAUGCGAUAUUACGAUCCUUGCGGGCCACCAGAAGAGGAUUCAGCAGCCGCGUACGCCCCAGCCAUGAAGCUCGCACCACUGCUGGCUCAUGUUCUUCCCGACCAGGAUCUUAAUCCGACCCUUUGGGAAAUGCAAUACUGUGUCUGCCCUGAGCUCUUCUGUGAACAGGACAGCGGUAUAGCAAUAUGCAUGGGAGCGAUGUAUGCAGUUGGUGGCCGUCCGCUCCCCGAAGUGAUCGACUGGACCUUCUGGAGGCACCUGCUCCUGGGGGCUUUCUUUCCGGACGACGCGGCAUUGCAACUGCGUAUUUCACACUACAGGGAUGAUGUAAUCAACAAGCUCAUCCGCCAGGGACAGAUGUCAGAUGGAGUAUCUGUGCCUCGGGGCAGGCGUGUUUCAUCAGACAUCGAGUAUUUGGGCACAGCAGCCAUGAACCCCGUCGAUCGAAUCGAGUGCCGCGCUAACAACGCAAGGAAGAUCAUUGAGGUGGUCCACGAGGGCCACAAUAUCUUCCACAGCCUCCAGGAGAAGGAUGAUCAGGGAAGAGCGGAUGCUAAGACCAGACUUGACAAGAGCAUACACAUACGGGACAGCCUGCGCCGCAAGCUCAACAUUGGCGACCAGAUUGUGCUCGGUGCACGCAUACCAAAGGUUGAGUCUGACGAAGAGACCGCGGAGGGCUUUGACAAGUUGACUCUGCAGCAUGCCAUAGAGGAACACAGCCUCUGCACGACUCUCCUCGAGGGCCUCUCUGCCAGCAACGAAUCUAUCCACCAGGCUCUGCAUAUUGUCGCCGCUUGGCGACGCGACGUGAUGGCGGCGGUGAUGGAGGACGAUGCCAGUAUUUCAGACAAGUGGGCAAACAAGUGCACAGGAGAGGCAUGA
Messenger RNA from Diaporthe batatas, 2463 nucleotides. RefSeq lists its product as uncharacterized. NCBI's taxonomy places the organism in Eukaryota, Fungi, Ascomycota, Sordariomycetes, Diaporthales, Diaporthaceae. The coding region runs from base 1 to 2463 and encodes 820 amino acids. The transcript has a single exon. The record is from RefSeq and is a predicted model, not a curated record.